Messenger RNA from Vigna angularis (adzuki bean), 1964 nucleotides. RefSeq names its product glycerol-3-phosphate 2-O-acyltransferase 6-like. Gene Ontology annotation, cellular component: membrane. The record is from RefSeq and is a predicted model, not a curated record. Lineage: Eukaryota; Viridiplantae; Streptophyta; Magnoliopsida; Fabales; Fabaceae. Gene Ontology annotation, molecular function: phosphatase activity; glycerol-3-phosphate 2-O-acyltransferase activity. The transcript is spliced from 2 exons. Bases 297 to 1787 code for a protein of 496 amino acids. Gene Ontology annotation, biological process: cutin biosynthetic process.
UUUGUAUAGAUGAAAUAAUAGAGAAAGGCAACAUAAAAGUCUUAUUAACUAGAACCUCUUCCUGAUUCAACUUCCCUUUUUAUGACUAUAUAAAGUAUAAUCACUGUAGCCCAUACAAUAUUGAUUAUAAUUCAUGCAAAAAAUGGUUCAACAACACCACCUCCUCUCCUUUUAAAACCCCCUCUUCUCCCUCCUACUCUCAUAAUAUUUCAAAGCUGGCUACCCUCUUCUUUCCCACCAUCAAACAAGUCACACCUCAUUCUCCUUCCCUUCCUUAACCUUCUCCUCUCCCUCUCAUGGUCAUGGGAGCCUUUCGCCACUUCCAACCAAUCUCCAAAUGCACCACACAAGACCGAUCACACCAAACUGUCGCCUCAGACUUGGAUGGCACCCUCCUCAUCUCCCCCAGUGCCUUCCCUUACUACAUGCUCGUCGCCAUUGAAGCUGGCAGCUUCCUACGUGCUUUAUUCCUCCUAGUCUCCGUUCCCUUCGUGUACUUCACUUACAUCUUUGUCUCUGAGGUUGCAGCCAUUAAAUAUCUGAUCUUCGUGGCCUUUUCAGGCCUGAAGAUCAAAGACGUAGAAAUGGUGGCAACCUCGGUACUUCCAAAGUUUUAUGCAGAAGAUGUCCACCCGGACACCUGGAGAGUGUUUAACUCUUUUGGGAAGCGUUACAUUGUGACUGCCAGCCCCAAGGUGAUGGUGGAGCCUUUUGUGAAGACGUUUCUUGGGGCUGAUAAGGUGCUUGGGACUGAGCUUGAGGUUACCAAAUCAGGGAGGUUUACUGGGUUUGUUAAGGAGCCUGGUGUGCUUGUCGGGGAGCACAAGAAAAUUGCUGUUUUGAAGGAGUUUCAGGGUAUUUCACCUGACUUGGGACUAGGGGAUAGUAAGAGUGAUCAUCAGUUCAUGUCAAUUUGCAAGGAAGGGUACAUGGUGCCAAGGACUAAGUGUGAAGCACUAGCAAGAAACAAGCUUUUAAGUCCAAUUAUUUUUCAUGAGGGUAGGUUUGUUCAGAGGCCAACUCCUCUUGCUGCUCUCUUGACCUUUCUAUGGUUGCCAAUUGGCAUCAUACUCUCCAUUCUGAGGGUCUAUCUUAACAUCCCUUUGCCCGAAAGAAUUGCUUGGUACAACUACAAGCUAUUAGGAAUAAGAGUAAUUGUGAAGGGUACCCCUCCACCACCCCCAAAGAAGGGCCAAAGUGGAGUCCUAUUUGUUUGUAACCACCGCACAGUUUUAGAUCCAGUGGUUACUGCAGUUGCACUUGGAAGAAAAAUUAGCUGUGUGACUUAUAGUAUAAGCAAGUUCACUGAAAUAAUUUCACCAAUUAAAGCUGUGGCCCUGUCAAGGGAAAGAGAGAAAGAUGCAGCCAAUAUCAAGAGACUUCUUGAAGAAGGGGACUUGGUGAUCUGCCCUGAAGGUACUACUUGCAGAGAGCCUUUCCUCUUGAGGUUCAGUGCACUUUUUGCUGAACUCACUGAUAGGAUUGUCCCAGUUGCUAUUAACACAAAACAAACUGUGUUCUAUGGGACAACUGCUCGUGGCCACAAGUUGUUGGACCCAUACUUUGUGUUCAUGAAUCCCAUGCCCACAUAUGAGAUCACUUUCUUGAACCAACUUCCCAAAGAAUUAACCUGCAGUGGAGGUAAAUCUGCUAUUGAAGUUGCAAACUACAUUCAGAGGGUUCUUGCAGGGACUUUGGGAUUUGAGUGCACCAAUUUGACAAGGAAGAGCAAAUAUGCCAUGCUUGCAGGAACAGAUGGGACAGUUCCAUCUAAGGAGAAAGCUUGAAGGAUAGAGGGAUAAAGUUCUCCCUUUUGAUUAUUCUGUAUUGGUCCCCAUUGUGUUUCCAAAACACAGAAUUAUGAUAGAAAUAAAAUCUGAUUGUGGCUCAUAAAAAAAUUACAGUUUAUGUAUAUUUUGUUAUUUUGAUAUAUACAAAUCAUAACUAUUGGGUCAGUCCUGAAA